CACUGCACUCCCCGACUACUUGAUCCUUCAGCGGUACCAUUUGGCGCAGUUUCCUGCUACAUCCGCAGAACAAAGGCUGUUCAGUUAUUUAUUUCUUCAUUUCACACAUUUCUCCACAUAAAACAAUACACGAUGAGUUCCAUCAACGUGAAAAAACUGAAAGUCAACGAGCUGAAGGACGAGCUGAAAAAGCGCAAUCUCUCCGACAAGGGGCUUAAGGCCGACCUGAUGGACCGCCUGCAGGCCGCCUUGGACGAGGAGGCCGCCGCCGGUGACUCGCUCGAACAGGAGGCUACGGAGGACGAAGGCUUUGAGCAGGCCGCCGACCAAGAAUGCAUGGGGGAAGAGGAAGAGGGUGAGGGUCCGGUGGAAGAAAGCAUGGAGGCGAACGACGUGGAAGCGGAGGGCGAACAGAACGACGGCGACGACGACGACGACGUCGUUGCAGAAGAUGAGGAGAUGGGCGACGGGGAAGACGACGACGAAAUGGACCCGAUGCUCAAGCCCGACGUUGACGACAUGGAGAAAAUAGAUGCGGACGACGGUGAGCCGGAGGAGCAGGCUGCUGAGGGGGAUGCGGACAAAGACACGAAUGCUGAUCAGAAGAAUAAGAAGGGUGUUAAGAGACGCCGGGAGGAACAUGGAAGGGGCUACUUUGAAUUUAUUGAAGAGAGCAAAUACAGCUGGGCGUCAUUUAAAUCUCCCGUGCCGCCUUUGGAGGAAGAAGAUGAAGAGUUUGAUGAAACUAAAGUCUGCCUGGACAACUACAACUGCGACCUGCACUUUAAGGUGUCACGAGACCGCUACAGCGCCUCAUCACUCACAAUGGAGAGUUUUGCUUACCUCUGGUCCGGCGGCAAGGCCACAUAUGGAGUAAACAAAGGCAAAGCUUGCUUUGAAAUGAAGAUCACAGAAAAGAUUCCAGUGAAGCACAUUUCCAGUAAGAACAUGGAAAUCCAUGAUGUGCAUGUUGGCUGGUCUCUGUCUGCUGCGUCACUGCUGCUCGGUGAAGGCAUCCAUUCCUACGCAUACUCUGGGAAGGCAAAGAAGACCACAAACUCUGUGACAGAGGACUUUGGUGAAACAUUUGAUGAGAAUGAUGUCAUCUGCUGCCUUGCUGACUUUGAAGGGGAGGAAGUGGUUCUGUCAUUCUCGAAGAACGGCGGGGAGCCAGCAGAAGCCUUCCGUGUGAGCAAAGACGACCUGAACGGCCAGGCUCUUUUCCCCCAUGUCAUGUGCCACAACUGCGCUGUGGAGUUUAAUUUUGGCCAGAUGGAGACCCCGUACUUUCCCCCACCCCCGGGGUAUGAUUUCCUGCAGGAGAUUCCUGUCGAUGAGCGUUUGCGUGGACCACAGGGCCCGCAGACCAAGGCGGACUGUGAGAUCAUAGUGAUGGUUGGUCUGCCAGGGUCAGGCAAGACUACGUGGGUGAAGAAGCACGUCCAGGAGAAUCCUGGCAAAUACUACAUCCUGGGCAGUGACACGAUCGCAGAAAAGAUGAUGAACAACCUGAAUCGCCAAUCUAAAGAAUUCACAAAGCUGACUGCCAUUUCUCAGCGUGCACCACUUUUCUUGGGAAGGUUCAUUGAGAUUGCUGCCCGCAAAAAAAGAAAUUACAUCCUGGAUCAUACGAACUUGUCUGCCGCAGGACAGAAAAGGAAGAUGUGCUUUUUUGCGGGCUUCCAGCGCAAAGCAGUGGUGGUGGUCCCCUCCGAUGAUGACUAUAAAGAGAGAGUCCAAAAGAAAGUUGAAAGUGACGGCAAAGAAGUUCCUGAACAUGCGCUUCUCAAAAUGAAAGGGUUUUAUUGUCUACCUGAGGAGGGAGAGAGUUUCCAUGAGGUGGUUUUUGCGGAGCUGCAGAAGGAUGAUGCUGUCAAGGUGCUGGACCAGUACAAAGAGGAAAGCAAGUCAGCCCUGCCUGCAGAGAAGAAACCCAACCAGGGAAGCACCACACCCAAACGAGGCGGGGGAGCUCGUGGGGGUGGUAGCGGUGGCCGCGGGGGCAAGAACCAAUUUGGUCGCGGCAGUGGGCCCGUUCAGAGAGGUGGAGGCCGCGGAGGCUUCCAGAACAGAGGCAACUUCAGAGGAGGACCUGGCCCUCGCGGUGGCUUCAACCGCCCCCCUCGUGGCUUCCUGCCACCCCCAGCCUUCAGAGGAGGCUACCCCAACCGCGGUAACUUCAACCGUAGCAGCGGUCCCAUUCCCAGCCUCGGCGGAUCCCCCAGAGGUGGACCGAUGAGGGGCAACAUGGGACCCAGAGGCGGGCACAUGGGCAGAGGAAACAUGGGCAGGGGUGGAGCCGGCAUGAGUCGUGGCGGGGGUAGAGGACAUCACAACCAGUUUCAGCAGAGAGGUGGUGGCCGUGGCAACUACGGCAAUAAGAAUGGUAAUUUUGGCAACAGGAACAGCGGCAAUUUCGGCAACAGGAACGGCAUGGACAAAGCCCAAGCCUUCAACCAGAGCUGGCAACAAGGGUUCUGGAACCAGAAGCCAUGGAGCCAGCAGUAUCAGCCUGGAUAUUACUAACACUACACUUACUCUGAUGGACUGCUGGCCACAUUGAAAACCACUCUAGCCACGGACCAUUCUUCCUUCCUCCCUCCCUUCUCCGUCUUUUCAUCAUACAAUCCGCUUUUAAGAAUCUAGAAAGACAACAUGACUGACAAGCAACAUGGUCAACAUUCCACUCCUUGGGGAGACCAGGCGACAUGAGAAGAUCUAAAGACACUUGGACACAACAUUUAUUGUUUUCUUAUGUUGUAUAUUUCAUUUAAUUUGCUGUUCACUCCUUUUUAAACCACAUGCUUUUAAAAGAAAACGUUUAACAUAAAUAACCACACACCUUUGGCAUGCCUGGCAAGCUUUGUUUCCAGGGUUGUGCAUUUUUAUGUGGUUUUCCUUUGGCUUUCUUAUGCUGAAUUGUACAUAUUUGUUUUGCGUAGUUAAAAAAAAUAAUAAUGGGAAGGUAUGUUAGAAGGUGAUAUUGUUUUGUCAAUGGAGUCCACUGUCCAAGUUAUAGCUGCAGAUGAGUUCCUUAUUAACUGUAACUUCAUAGAUUUGCAAUAAACUCAACUUUGGCUCUUUUUUUAUUUAAAAAAAAAAAAGUCUCGUUUUGAUAUUUGUUGGCUCAUUUUUCACCAGCAAACCAAAAAGGGCUACAUAGUUCACUUCAAUCCACACUUUUUAUAUCUACCGUUAUCGUUUCUGAACAGCUUUUGCUUCUUCUCUUCCUCCAAGAGAUUUUAAAGCAUGUAAGUACUUCAUUCAACUGCCACUGUAGUGUGAUGAAUGUUAGUUUGCCCGCGUCCUGCUGUGUGGUCCACUAUGUUUAAAUGUUGAGGAUUUAUCUAUUAGAAUGCAAUGCUUUGUGUUUCCACACAAAUCAAAUGGCUAUAUUUUUAUUUUUGUUGCUUUAUGUUUAUCAGGUCCUCCUAUUAAACUAACAGCGCCACAGGUUGGUUGUCUUUUGUAUCUCGUACGUCCAUGAAAGUUAUAAUGCAGUUUAUGGUAAUAAACAUUGAUGUUUAUUCAUCAAAUUGGGAUACAUGGUGAUUUUUUUUCGCCAUGACGCACCCAACGCUGCACAUGGUAUUAACAUUAAAUGAACUUCGUACACCCCCACUCUAAACAGAUAUUCCUGUAACACUCAAACCCUGUAGUGGGGCAAAUUGCACGCUAUCUGACUGGCAUGGCGGUGGUAUCCUGUGACGCGCUCAACAUUCAUGCACGCAAAAUACGACUAUGACUAUGACGUUAAAAAAAAGACGUAAAAAUACAUCACAUUUCAAAAAUGACCAAUUAAAGCCGCAGGAAAUAACCGGUAGUUUACGAAUUCGCAAAUAACUUUUUUGUAUAAUUGUGUAUAUAUUAUUGUGUGUAUGCAUAUAUAGUGUUAUAUAU
Molecule: messenger RNA, 3900 nt
Organism: Dunckerocampus dactyliophorus (ringed pipefish)
Lineage: Eukaryota; Metazoa; Chordata; Actinopteri; Syngnathiformes; Syngnathidae
Gene: hnrnpub
Product: heterogeneous nuclear ribonucleoprotein Ub
Exons: 14
Coding region: 133-2526 (797 amino acids)
Biological process (GO): negative regulation of telomere maintenance via telomerase; positive regulation of transcription by RNA polymerase II; RNA localization to chromatin
Cellular component (GO): mitotic spindle midzone; nuclear speck; centrosome
Molecular function (GO): poly(G) binding; promoter-specific chromatin binding; ribonucleoprotein complex binding
Source: RefSeq, a predicted model, not a curated record